Messenger RNA from Fusarium subglutinans, 675 nucleotides. RefSeq lists its product as uncharacterized. The coding region runs from base 1 to 675 and encodes 224 amino acids. The transcript is spliced from 2 exons. The record is from RefSeq and is a predicted model, not a curated record. Lineage: Eukaryota; Fungi; Ascomycota; Sordariomycetes; Hypocreales; Nectriaceae.
AUGUACCCAUCUCCACCUCCUGUCGCCUUCCAGGGCGCGCGCCUCUUCAUCGAGAAGAUGAAUCAACGUCUUGAGCAACUCUACCUCCUCGGUGUGCUGAGGGUCAAAUUGCAAGCAAACGCAGACGGCCUACCCUCAUUCGUCGCCAUGCCUGACAGGCCUCUCCACUUUUCGGUACCAACUGAUUAUGACCGGAAAGAUCUAUCCGAGGAGCUUCAAUCCUUGUUUACGGCUGGAGCAGAAGAUAUUGCUACGAAAGCCAUGGAACAAUUCCAUUCUGUCAGCCUUCAGAUUUCAGCAGAUAUCAAUGCCAUGCACGAUUUUCUGGCAAAGUCGACCACCAGUGUCACGGCUCGGGAACUGGCGGUUGCUGGCGACACCCUUACUAGGUAUCAUAAGACUAUGGCCCGCAUCGUUAGAUAUGAUGAUCGCAUUGUGGUCGGCGAAAACUCCCCCAAACUGAUCAACGAUUUUUGCAACGAAAUGGUCAAAGCAGGAUUCGAAACACAACGCGCUUAUGCCUUGGGGUUUGUGGCACGGGCAGCCGAACAUGUGGAAAAGUUCCUUGAAUGGCAACUGAAUGCGGAUUUGUUGAUGUCUAUGAAACAGGUGAUGUUUGGUUUCGUCGGGCCAUCGGGUGAUGAGGAAGUGCGCUCGGAACAAGAGGUUAAUUGA